CAAAAAUGGCAGGAGGAAGCAGCAACUACUGGGAAGAUUUGCGAAAGCAGGCCAGGCAGCUGGAGAAUGAGCUGGACCUGAAACUGGUGUCCUUCAGUAAACUGUGUACCAGCUACAGCAGCUCCAGAGAUGGCCGUCGAGGAGACAGUAACUCGGAUACUACUCCCCUCCUCAACAACUCGACACAGGAUAGAAUGUUUGAGACCAUGUCUGUGGAGAUUGAACAGCUGCUGGCCAAACUCACGGGUGUGAACGACAAGAUGGCGGAGUACACCAGCACCCCAGGUGUGACGUCCCUCAACGCAGCCCUGAUGCACACGCUCCAGAGACACAGAGACAUUCUGCAGGACUACACUCACGAAUUCCACAAAACCAAAGCCAACUUCCUUGCCAUCCGGGAGAGAGAAGAUUUGCUGGGGUCUGUCCGGAAAGACAUUGAGACAUACAAGAGUGGCUCAGGAGUAAACAACAGAAGAACGGAACUGUUUCUGAAGGAGCAUGACCACCUGAGAAACUCAGACCGGCUGAUGGAUGACACAAUAAGUAUUGCCAUGGCGACCAAGGAGAACAUGACAUCCCAGAGAGGGCUGUUGAAGUCCAUACACAGCAGGGUCAACACUCUGGCCAAUCGUUUCCCAGCCAUCAACAACCUCAUCCAGCGAAUCAACCUGCGGAAGAGGCGGGACUCCCUAAUCCUGGGCGGAGUCAUUGGCGUCUGCACCAUCCUCCUGCUGCUCUACGCCUUCCACUGAUGACGGACAGACCGGUCGAACAAUCGUUACUCUGCGUUUGKAACAUCGGAAUCAGAACUCUGGAGAAUGGGCUUGAGUGAUUGGAGGCUACUGAGCAGACGGACAGACAGACCGACACCCUCUUGGCCCAAUCGGUUAACAGGAUUGAUCAAAGCCAUCAUGGACUACCUGAUUUGUAUUUAGCAGUGAGGGAAGGAGGAGAAGGAGAUGGGGAGAUGGAGCAGCAUCUUUUUWGUUUAGUUUUUCUAUCCAAAGUGAAUGUGCUGUUCAACUCUGGUUAAGGGAACGGAGACCAAAUUUACUAAUAUGACUAGAUUUUAAAGAAUUAUAUAUAAAGAACACUUGCUUCAAUGAGGAGUUAAAGGCUCUGAAGACAGAUUGCGGAUACGAAAGAGGGGGACUGUUUUGCGGUUGAUUUCUGAGGUGGAUGGAUUUUUUGUUGAAUGGUCGUUUUUUAGUGGCGGCAGAUUCAGGAGGUUUAUCAUCAUCAUGGGCUGUACAAUGUGCAUUAUUAAUAAAUUAUUAAUAUACAGUAUGUGAUACUAGGCACUUAACAUUUUAGUUUUCAGUAUUUUUUUGAACUUCGACAUGUUUUGAGAAAUUGUAUUUUUCAUUGAAGGCCAUUGAUUCAACUCUAGUGCUGCAAAUACCAUUAUUCUGUUGUGCUGCAUGGAUGACUUCAUAAUGAUGACUUCAUAAUGAUGACUUCAUAAUCACUGUAGUACUUUAAACAAUGGCCCACAUACAGGUGUAUGGUUAAACCAGAACUCUGACUUCUUUCA
This is a messenger RNA of Salvelinus sp. IW2-2015, 1534 nucleotides long. RefSeq names its product Golgi SNAP receptor complex member 1. Gene Ontology annotation, biological process: vesicle fusion; endoplasmic reticulum to Golgi vesicle-mediated transport. The record is from RefSeq and is a predicted model, not a curated record. Lineage: Eukaryota; Metazoa; Chordata; Actinopteri; Salmoniformes; Salmonidae. Gene Ontology annotation, molecular function: SNAP receptor activity. Gene Ontology annotation, cellular component: Golgi medial cisterna; cis-Golgi network; Golgi membrane.